Fulvia fulva is the source of this 1197-nucleotide messenger RNA. Its product is annotated as Serine/arginine repetitive matrix protein 1. Gene Ontology annotation, cellular component: spliceosomal complex. Gene Ontology annotation, biological process: mRNA processing; regulation of mRNA splicing, via spliceosome. The coding region runs from base 1 to 1197 and encodes 398 amino acids. The record is from RefSeq and is a predicted model, not a curated record. NCBI's taxonomy places the organism in Eukaryota, Fungi, Ascomycota, Dothideomycetes, Mycosphaerellales, Mycosphaerellaceae. Gene Ontology annotation, molecular function: RNA binding. The transcript is spliced from 4 exons.
AUGUCGGCGGCACUCAAGACAUCCGCCGAAGCCAAGGCGAUGCGUACGACCAAGUACCCACCAGAGUUCCAGCGGAAAGUUGACAUGGGCAAGGUCAAUCUCCCAGUCAUCAAGAAAUGGGUGUCGGAUGAAGUGGCCAGACUGCUCGGCAAUGACGAUGAUGUUGUGAUAGAGAUGAUCUUCAACAUCAUCGAGGGCAGCAAGUCACCAAACAUCAAGCAGCUACAGUACGACCUCACAGGAUUUCUCGACAAAGACGCGCCGUCAUUCUGUCUCAACCUGUGGAAGCUAUGUCUCGAUGCUCAGGACAGUCCGAAUGGUAUUCCGAAGUCACUGCUCGAGGCAAAGAAGCUCGAGCUGAUCCAAGAGAAGCUUGCUGAAGACCGCGCACGAGAGCUGGCUGAACAACGACAGAAUGAAGAGCGGGAGCGAGAACGAGAGAUGACACGAAUGAGAGAGCGCGAGCGUGGCCCACGUCGAAGAGGCGGACGAGGAGGGCGUCGUGGUCGCGACAGAGACUCACGCUCCCCACCGCCGAGACGACGGGACGGACGAGGCGAACGAGGCGGACCACCACGCGUGGAUAGCUACGUGCCCGGAGGCCGUGGACGAGGCCGAGACGAGCCAUCACGGCGUAGACGUUCACCUUCAUACGGCGGCAGAUCGCCUUCGCGGUCGCGCUCUCCACCAAGACGUCGGAGGCGACGCAACUCGUCUUCGGACAUCAGUGACAAAGCAGAUAACAAGGGUCGGAGAACACGCUCACCAUCACCUAGGAGACACCGCCGCUCGCCAUCACAAUCGAACGACGACCGUUCGCCGCCACCUAGGCGCAGACGUCGCUCCCCAUCACGGUCGAGAUCGCCGCCUCGCAAACGUCAAAGCAGAAUCGGUUCUGGCGAUCUGAUGUCCAACACCGACUGCAAGAAAGACCGUUUGGAAGCACCACGCCUCAGCCGCGAAGGCUCCGAGGUCAGCGAACAUGCAAACGGUGGUGCGAAACCAGACGAGUCUCGUCAGCCGUUCACAAGGCAUACUCCCCUUCAAAGAACCGCAUCCCGCGGCACCAAACCUCCGAUCCCGCUAAAGAUCUCACGCGAAGAGCUCGAAGCACGUCUGUCAGUGGCGAAAGCUGAAGCCGCCCGUAACGCCAAGCGAAAGGACAGUGCCGCGACUGUCACAGAACAUCCGGCAUAG